AUGCGUGCCAAUGGAGGGAUUGACGCAGCGGCAUGCGUACCAUAUGGGGCUCGCCGUCCGAUCAUACUGUCCCAUAAAAGUGCACUGGCGGAAAUGAUCGUUCGUCACAACCAUGAGAGGAUGUGCCACCAAAACGUGGAGGCCACCAUCGGCGAGAUUCGCCAAAAGUUUUGGAUAACUAACGUGAGGAGGCUUCUACGGAAGGUGGUGGCUGACUGUAACGUAUGCAAGUUGCGGAAAGCACGACCGACACAACCGAAAAUGGGCCCAUUGCCAGAGGAUCGGCUUGAGGCAAAUGGAUGGCCAUUUAAGUUCACUGGCCUGGACUAUUUCGGACCAUUGCUCGUGUCGAUUGGGCGCCGAACAGAGAAUAGGUGGGUGGCGCUAUUCACCUGCUUAACUACGAGAGCCGUCCACUUGGAGAUGGCUCAUGAUUUGUCAACAGAUUCAUGCAUCAUCGCUAUGAGAAACUUCAUGUGCCGCCGUGGACAUGUGGUUAGAAUAAGGAGCGAUAAUGGCAAGAACUUUGUGGGAGCCGAUAAAGAGGCCAGACGAUUCACCGAUGUAUUUGACCCAGUGAAGAUACAGGGCGAGUUUUCAUCUAAAGGAAUCGAAUGGAUCUUCAACUGCCCAUCAAGCCCAGCUGAGGGAGGUGUCUGGGAAAGGAUGGUCCAGUGCGUGAAGAAGGUUUUGGCGCAUACGAUGAAGGAACUUGCACCCAAGGAGCACGUGCUGGAGAACUUGCUGAUCGAGGCGGAGAACAUAGUGAAUUCCCGCCCGCUCACGCACUUGCCGAUCACAGUGGACCAGGAGGCUCCACUGACACCGAACGACCUGUUGAAAGGAAUGCCCGAUGUGCCAAGUCUUCCUGGAGAUGAUGAAUUGGCAUCUGAGAGAUGCACAACAAGGAAACAGUGGCGUAUCGUUUGGAUGAUGAGAGAUCGGUUCUGGAAACGAUGGGUGCACAAGUACUUGCCCACGCUUGUUCGCAGAAAGAAAUGGUGCCAGCGAGGAGACCUGGUAUACAUCUGCGAUCCGGCCAUACAACGCAGGGAGUGGAAAAGAGGCGUCGUUGAAGAGGUGUUCACCCGGAAAGAUGGAGUGCCACGGCGGGCUUCGGUGAGGACUAGUGCUGCGUCCAGCUUCGAAGUUAGCCGUUCUGAAUGUGGUGAAUGCUGUUGCUUCACGGGGGAGGGGAUGUCGCGGAACGGUAGUCUUAAUUUACAAGUGCGUGAAUAA
Drosophila simulans is the source of this 1239-nucleotide messenger RNA. RefSeq lists its product as uncharacterized. NCBI's taxonomy places the organism in Eukaryota, Metazoa, Arthropoda, Insecta, Diptera, Drosophilidae. Bases 1 to 1239 code for a protein of 412 amino acids. The record is from RefSeq and is a predicted model, not a curated record. Gene Ontology annotation, molecular function: nucleic acid binding. Gene Ontology annotation, biological process: DNA integration. The transcript has a single exon.